Molecule: messenger RNA, 1612 nt
Organism: Cottoperca gobio
Lineage: Eukaryota; Metazoa; Chordata; Actinopteri; Perciformes; Bovichtidae
Gene: serpinf1
Product: serpin peptidase inhibitor, clade F (alpha-2 antiplasmin, pigment epithelium derived factor), member 1
Exons: 8
Coding region: 95-1309 (404 amino acids)
Biological process (GO): negative regulation of angiogenesis; negative regulation of endopeptidase activity
Molecular function (GO): serine-type endopeptidase inhibitor activity
Source: RefSeq, a predicted model, not a curated record
CAGCGGGGACGCGCGCGGCUGUGUGCGCAGACUCGUCUCAUCUGCAGAGAAAGAAAGUCUGAGCGACGUAGACCGUCCAGGAGCAGAGGAGAGGAUGAAGAGAACAACUUUCCUGCUGGUGUUCGGAGUCAUCCUGAGCUUCUCUCAGGCUCAGUUGGACACAGGAGGCGAGGAGACGGGUGGAGAGGAGGAACAUGUGGAGCUUUUCACCACACCGGCGACUAAGAUGGGCGCCGCCACCUCGGACUUUGGUUACAACCUGUUCCGCGCUCUGGCGAGCCAAGAAGCCGCAACCAACGUCUUUCUGGCCCCCAUCAGUGUGUCUGCAGCGCUGACGCAGCUCUCCAUGGGAGGGUCUGAGCAAGCUCAAAGGCAGCUGUUCAGGGCCCUGAGGUACCACACCCUGCAGGACCCUCAGCUACACAACACCCUGAAAGACCUGCUGGCCUCGGUCAGGACACCCGGAAAAGGCCUGAGUACUGCUGCACGCAUCUACCUGUCACGACGACUUCGUCCUAAGCAGGACUUCUUCGGGCUCGUCGAGCAGCAGUAUGGAGUUCGUCCCAAGGCACUGUCGGGAGGACCCAAAGAUGUGACAGAAAUCAACAACUGGGUGUCUCAGGAGACCGGCGGGAAGGUACAGCGCCUCCUGACCAAGCCCCUCCCCCGAAACUCUGGAGUGAACACUGUGAGUGCCGCCUACUUUAAAGGGAAGUGGGUGACUCGGUUCGGUCAAAGUGGAGCAAUGGAGAACUUCCAAGUGGACGGUGGGGUACCUGUCCGCAUUCCCAUGAUGCAACAGGAUAACUAUCCCGUGAAGAUGGGUGCGGACUCAGAUUUGAGCUGCACGAUCGUUCAGAUCCAGAUGCAGGACGACGUCAGCAUGUUUGUCUUCCUGCCCGAUGAGGUGACCUCCAACAUGACGCUGCUGGAGGAAAGUCUGACCGCCGAGUUCGUCCAGGACCUCUCCAUGACGCUGCUUCCUGCCCAGGUGUUCCUCUCCCUGCCCGCCCUGAGGCUCAGCUACUCCACAGACCUGCUACCGCUGCUCAGCGACCUGGGUCUCUCUGAUUGGCUAGCGGACACCGACCUGGACAAGAUCUCGACUCAGUCCGCCAAGCUGGCAAGCCUCAAUCACAAGGUCGCCAUGGAGACAGUGCCCGAGGGGAACCAGUACCCAAGCGCCGCCUCAUCGGCUCACCUGUCCUACCGAGUGGACCGCCCCUUCCUCUACCUGAUCCGGGACGAGUCGUCGGGGGCGCUGCUCUUCAUCGGCAGGGUGGUCAACCCCAAGGACCUGAUGAUAUAACACACACACACACACACACACACACACACACACACACACACACACACACACACACACACACACACACUCUUAGCAGGUCCUAGGAGGGAUUUCAGUUUGCUUUGCGUUUCUGGUCGCAGAUAUUUGAUUUUGCUUUAGUUUUGCGUUCUUUCCUUCACGAUGAAACUUGUUAGCGUGGUCAAGUUAAUCCGACAGGAUAAAUUAACACACUGACAAUAAUCUGAGUUUACCAAAGUUUUUUUUUUUUUAAGAAAUCAAAUGUUUUCAUUUGUGCUAAAAGAAAUAAACGACAAUGAAAGGAAA